Fusarium mangiferae is the source of this 453-nucleotide messenger RNA. RefSeq lists its product as uncharacterized. Gene Ontology annotation, molecular function: chromatin binding. Bases 1 to 453 code for a protein of 150 amino acids. Gene Ontology annotation, biological process: mitotic chromosome condensation. Gene Ontology annotation, cellular component: condensed chromosome; condensin complex; chromatin. Lineage: Eukaryota; Fungi; Ascomycota; Sordariomycetes; Hypocreales; Nectriaceae. The transcript is spliced from 3 exons. The record is from RefSeq and is a predicted model, not a curated record.
AUGGGAUACGUUUCGUUCUCGGAAUUACAAACAUGCCAAUUAUUCGAGCGUCGAAGGGACGAGAGUUUCAAUUCGAUCACCGAUCUCAACGGUAGUGGAGAGUCAAGCAUUCUCGAUGCGAUAUGUCUCGUCAAUUCGAUCACCGGUCUUAACGGAAGUGGAAAGUCAAACAUCCUCGAUGUAAUCUUUUUCGCCCUCGGAAUUACAAACAUGCCGACGGUUCGAGCGCACAGGGGACGAGGGCAGGGACUGCAGCGACGAUGCAUUGUAGCACCCGAGGACGAGUAUGACAUGGCAGAGGAGGCGGGCGCGUAUCUUCAACUCGUGCGGAGUUUCGUUCUAGGAAUUACAAACAUGUCAACGUUCGAGCGCAAAAUCUACAGAGAUGUGAUUGUCGUUCUUCUGCAACGCUUUCGGCGGUCGGGGCCGCGAUGGAAUCUUGUGUCGGAUUGA